Oikopleura dioica is the source of this 456-nucleotide messenger RNA. Lineage: Eukaryota; Metazoa; Chordata; Appendicularia; Copelata; Oikopleuridae. The record is from the annotation of a GenBank genome assembly.
AUGAAGUUGGUACUGCUCAUUUUGGCAGCCCUUGCUUCGGCCAAAUCGAAACGAUCACCUAUCAAUAGAUUGAACAAAAUCAAAAAGCAAGCCUUCGCCUUCCUUGAUGGAACAUUCAAGCAGCGCGUGGCCGAACAUUGGAAGCCGAAAUUUGAACGAUUUAUUGAAGGAACGAAGCGUCGGGCGAUCAAAUGUGGUAUUCCCGCUGGAAGAACUAAACGCGGAGUUGACGAGAUGCUGAUGCCAAUUUUGAGCAGGACCAGACGAGCACCGCCAAAGAGUGCAGCUGAAAGACGCAUCAAAUCGUUGUCCAAUUCCGCUAGUCGCUGGGAGAAGCGAUAUUUGAAGGAUUGCAAACGAAAUCGAACGAGAGAACAAACUAAGCGCGGCCAAACCUUUUACGCUCGUCUUCGUGAACGUCUUGUGACUCACAAAAAAGCUCCGGCAUCCGAGUAA